Messenger RNA from Ruditapes philippinarum (Manila clam), 4023 nucleotides. Its product is annotated as neurofascin-like. NCBI's taxonomy places the organism in Eukaryota, Metazoa, Mollusca, Bivalvia, Venerida, Veneridae. The coding region runs from base 218 to 511 and encodes 97 amino acids. The record is from RefSeq and is a predicted model, not a curated record. The transcript is spliced from 4 exons.
CUCUCCCCUUUUUUAAUCAGCUUAUCAACCCGGUUUAUACACAGUGAAUAUUGAACACAGAUACGAUAAAGUACAGAUAAACUUUACAAUAAAUGGGAAAAGAAUUGUACCACCACCAGUUCCUAUUGUUGAGGCUGCAUCAACAAAUCUAUGGUUUAUAGCUCUUAUCCUUGGUAUAUUGCUUCUCUUCAUCAUAGUGGCUUUGAUCAUUUGUUAUAUGUACAGGAACAGAGGCGGCACCUAUUUGUUGGACAAGAAGGAGGUCAAAGCUGGCCAUGAUCCAGAAAAGGAAUUAAACAACGGCUUCCAAGACGUGGGUAGAAUUGACGAUGAUAAUGACGAUCCUGAUAUAGAAAAGAUUUCAUUAUCAGAAAGCGUGAAGAAUUACUACGAUUCUGACGACGACCCGACCGGGGAGUAUGAGGGAGAUCUUGAUACAAGCAAAUUUAACGAAGAAGGUUCGUUCAUUGGUUUAUAUGGUGCAAAAACAGCCAAGGAGGCGACAGUAUAGGGCCUUUCUCUUCAUAUGUGUGUCUUUAAUGCAAAUUAUAUGUAGAUUUAUUUAGAAAAUGACAUAGGUAUCUGUUUCAUGCUAACUUUUCUGAACCAGAUGACAGAAUAUCGUAUAAAUGAGUCGAUAACAAUUACCCGUAUGAUGACACUUAUUUCUUUUUGCAAGUAUCAGAAAAGUUCUAUCUGAAAAAGAUAUGUAAUGCUAAGUUACUGUUUUGGCGUAUAACAUGACUCGGUAUAAAUACUAUGAAAUGAAAUGCCUUCCUACUAAAACAUAGAAAAAUAUUUGUCACAGAAGAACUACAACAAAGAAAAGAACCUUGUUACAAUUCUCUCGUUUCUAAAUGGCAUUCUUAAAAUUUUAAGUAUUAUUUAAUAAAAAAAAAUAGGGUUAACUGUUUUAGGUUUUUGUUUAUUUAUUUGGUUCAAGAACGUCUCAGUAAGGCACAUGUAUCAAUAAUGCUAUCCAAAAAUCCAUGUAUCAAAAGAAAUGUCAAAAUCUGGUAUUUGUAUUUUGCUAUGCCAUUUUAUAUAUAUAUAAAGAUUUUGAUAGAUGUAACAUAUUUUAAAGGAGUUAAACUGUGUCUGUUUUGACUCUAAAAUUUUAUUGUAAGUAAAUUUAAUACCAUUCAUUUAGAUGGAUCAGCAAUCAUUGAAUUAACUUAUAUUUGAAGAUGAAAUGGUCGUGAUGUUUAAAUAUAUGUUUCUUUUUAUAUAUUGUCCAAACCAGAUCGUCGUCUUCGUGAACAUCAGUAAUGAAACAUUAUAUGUGAGUAAGACCUUCACUGUGUGGAAUGCAUUCUAUCGCUUUGACUAGUGUUCUAUUUUUACAUGAUUUUGUUUCCGACAAAGAUAAUCAUUCGCUGAAAAUGCUAUAACUUUGGAAUACGAUAAAUUUAUUUUUUUUACUUAUGCAUGCAAACAUCGUAUGUUCUACUACAGAAUCUCUGGGAAAAAAAGAAGAUUUUUUUCUUAAAAAAUAUGCAUGUCGAAAAACUUUGUAUGAAUAUUCAUGGUUCUAUAGGAUUAAAUGAAAAACCUAAAUAGUUUUGAUAUUCAUUAAUGACUUUCGAGGGUUAAAUGCUUGAUCAAUAUUGGCAAAUGCUUUUACAUGUGUGUGUGCAUGUGUUUGAAAGUAAUGCAUAUUUUGUUAAACCAAAUAUUUUACUUUAUAGUUGUGUAUACUUAAAAAAGUGCAAUUCAAAUAGAGUUGUGUGUUAAGCAUAACUCUAAAAAUUAUAACUUACCUGGCAAUGUGUUUGUGUGUGAACGGAUCUAACAGAAACAUUUCGUUUUGUAAGAUACUUAUCUUUCUUUUCGCUUCUUUCCGUUUCUAACAUGCUUUCCUAGAAAAAAAAUGCAUCUUUGCUUGUGAAAAUGCUUUCUUGCGAUUUUGUUCAUCACAUUUUAGAGUUUUAUCAUUUUCAUGGCUUAAUAUUUGAAUGUCAUAUAUAAUCGAUUGUUUUGUCUUUUUGAAAAUUUUGCGAGGAUGUGUCUUAAAUAUCUGGUUUUAUAUAGUAUUAAGAGUUAGAUUACAUUAUCUGUAAUACACAGCUACCAUUGAUUCAAUUUCAAAUAAAUUGCUAUGUGAUGAUAUACUAUCGUCUAAAGCAAUAUCAUAAUAUUUUCUUGCAAACAUUUCUUUUUUCAAGUGGCUUGGAUUUUGGAAGUUUUCUUAGUUCUCUGAAAUGAUUUGUAUAUUUACACUUUUACUCUUUCUUACUAGCUUAGUCGUAGGAACAAAAUUUUUUUGUUUAAACGACAACUUUGUCUUUGAAAAAUCUGUUAGUCUAUCAUUUCCAUCACCGACGACUAGUCGUUGCUUUCUUUUUAUGGCUUUAACAGCAUCUACCCAUAUAAAUCAUUUUCAUUUGUCGAGAUUGCAAUUUUGGCUGUUAAGUAUAGGAUUGGCAAGUAUAGGGUUGGCGCAAAACAAUAGCUUUGAAUUAUUUGAUGUUAUAUUAAAUGUUUUAGACGUAAAAUGUGUAGAUCUGUAUUCUCAUAUAAAUGCAUUUAAAAUUUAAUCAAUUUAUUACAUUAUACAAUGUUUUAUGUAACCGAUUUACUAUAUUUCAUAUAUUUUAAAACAGUUUUUAAAUGUACGUGUAUUAAUCGUCCUAUUCAGUUAACCGGCUCUAACCAUUGCUUUUGUAUUGUCGUUAUAUUUGUUGCUUUGAACUAGAAUAAUGUUUAUACCCUCAGUGUAUGCCUGAAUUUUAUUUAUUUGUAAAAUUGUACACUUGCGAAAGGUGAUUUAAUCUAGUUCAUUUUUGUUUUUGUUUUAUUUUAAUUUUGUUGCAUUGAUUAUUGAACGCUUUGUCAAAUUUUUAACCAAGCAUGUGUUUCGCUAUGAUAAUAAUAUUGUAUUAUAAUACUGUAUGUAAUAUCAUUUUUUUUUAUAAAAAGCAAUGUAUACUAGAAAUAUUUUAUUAUUUACUGCAUGUAUAUUGUUAGAAAAUUGACAAGUUAAUGUUAUGCCCUCAGUGUAUUAAUAAGAUUUUAUUUGUCAUUAUAAAAUUGUACACUUGCGAAAGGUGAUUUAACCUGUUUAGAUAUAUGUUCUUGAUAUGUGCGUUAUAUUGAAUAUAUGUCAUUAUCGAUAUGAUGUCAUUUUCAUUUGCCUUACUUUGUAUAAUUUAGAAUUGCCAUACAUCUUCAUUAAAUUACCUAUUUUCAAUAUUUUCGUGAAAAAGUGUAUUACUGAUAUUAAUUUUGUUUAUUAAAAUAAAUGUACACUUUCGAAAGUAGUUUUAAAAACGGAAAUAAACACAUGUAUGUUCAGUUUUUGUAAAAACGAUUCUAAAUCAUUUUCUUAGUUUUGUUAUUUGUUACGCCUCUUUUACGCUUUUUAGUAAUUUCAAGAUCAUGAAAAAUCCGUGCACCAAAAACAAAAGUUUAUUUUAUUCAAUCAUAAUUAUACAUAUUGUAAAUAUAGCCUUGCCAAUUAAAACAUUUUUUUUUCAUUUGUCUUAACAAAACAUAUAAGCUUUGAAAUUAAAUCAUAUUUUUUGGUUAUGUGGUUGUUUAAAUGUUGCCAGGUUAAUGUUAUACCCUCAGUGUAUUUUUAAGAUUUUAUUUAUUGUAAAAUUGUACACUUGCGAAAGGUGAUUUAAUCUGGUUGACUUUUGACCAGAGUUUAUUUUGUAUGAUAACUAGAAGCAUCUUGUUAAGUUCAUUCUAUACGAUUCUAAUAACAUGAGAAAAACAGUUACAAGAGUUACAAGACAAAUAGACAAAAGGACUGUAGAUUUUUGCGAAUGUGCGCUGUCAUUUAGUACAAACAAUGUAUCACCAUACCGAUGACAAUUUGACAUUAAAAGAUUACGGUACUUAAUUGAAACAUGUAGCCUUUGUGGCACUUAGGUCUAUAACGUCAUAAAUGUUAACAAAAAAAAUAUGAUCAACACAAAAAAUUAUGUUUCAAAUAUUAUGAAAGAUUUCUUAUGUACUUGUACUUACUUACAAUUUGUUGAUAGACUAAAUAAAAGAUGAAUAAAGAUUGCUUCCAUA